This is a messenger RNA of Lachancea mirantina, 2286 nucleotides long. Lineage: Eukaryota; Fungi; Ascomycota; Saccharomycetes; Saccharomycetales; Saccharomycetaceae. The record is from the annotation of a GenBank genome assembly.
AUGGAAUUCGACCAAACGUUGAAGGAUUCGUCACAGGAAUUGGCUGAUUUACAAAAGAAUAGUCUGGUGCAACUGGUUAACGAGGACUUGAAGUUCUUGAAGCUGAAAAACGAGCUUGCGAAAUAUGAGUUUCGGUCCAAGGAGUACCUCAGGGCAUUGGUAGGAGCAAUGCCCCUGACGAUGCACGUGCCGUACCGGAGAUACCUGAAAAGCCAGGCUGUAGCUAUUAAAGGAAUGGAGGCGAAGCCCGGCUACAGCGCGGUGUUCCGCAACUCUUUUAGUCCAGAUUUCUUGGUGUCGUGCGUUGAUUCGAGCCUGGCAACUGGGUUCGAUCUGUUCAAUCUAGCGGUCGAGUGCUAUCCCGACAACGACUGUCUCGGCGAGCGAGUCUUGGACGAGGUUACGGGCGAAUGGAGCGACCACUAUGUUUUCGAGUCGUACCGGCAAAUUCAGGCCAGGAGCCGUAAUUUGGGCAGCGGGAUCAUGACAGUGGUGAACCUGAAACGGCACGCCACGUUGAACACGGGCGGGUUCAUCGUUUCGCUGCUGUCGGUGAACCGUAAAGAAUGGCUUAUUGCAGACUUGGCUUGUCAGUGUUACGCGCUCACCAAUACGGCGCUGUAUGAAACUCUGGGUGCCAAAACUUCGGAGUAUAUUUUGAAUUUUACCGAGUCACCCGUUUUGGUGCUCUCGCGUAGCAAUCUUUACAAAAUCUUGUCCUUACUGCCCUCUUUACCAAGCUUGAACACUCUCAUUUGCAUGGACGACAUCAGUACUCAAGAGUUGCACGAAUUAAACAAUACUCUUUUGCCCGUCAAGCGGAAUGCAAAGGGCGAAAAUAUUUCCGUGCUUACGUUUAAGCAGGUCGAAAGGAUUGGCGCGGCCAGCAACUUGGCGUUGAUCCCACCAAGACCAUCUUCUGUCUACACGAUAUCGUUCACGUCGGGCACCACUGGCGUACCAAAGGGCGUCGAAGUGUUACACAGCCAUUUGGCAGCAGGAGUGACUUUUGCUCUUACCUCAUUCCGGAUUCCUACCUACAAGAAAGGCAAACAACUCCACGAUAUGUGUUUCCUACCUCUGGCCCACAUUUUCGAGCGAAUGAUCGCCAGUUAUGGCCUUUCGAUCGGUACCGGAUUCGGGUUUCUGCACAAAGCGGAUCCCGCAGUUCUUGUAGAAGACUUGAAAGUUCUGAAGCCCGAUAUCUUAUGCCUAGUGCCCCGCGUCAUGACCAAAUUCGAGGCUGGCAUCAAAAACUCUUUGCAUGCGGAAACCAUGUCCAAUUUAGCCAAGAACGUCGCCAAUAAUAUCUUGGAAAAAAAACAAGAACGAUUCAGUGCACAUGGCGGGCCCGAUCACUCGAUUUUGAAUAACGUGGUAUUUCACAAAGUGUUAAUCGAUCGAAUUCGGGAGAAUUUAGGCCUGGAAAACGCGGAUUUCUUUGUGAUGGGAUCCGCACCGAUCUCAAAGGAUACGCUUCUUUUCAUGAAAAGCGCACUCGAUAUGGGCAUGCGACAAGGUUACGGUCUCACGGAAACGUUUGCAGGUGUCACGCUUAGCGAACCACACGAGAGAGACGCAGGGUCGUGUGGCGGGAUGGGCGUGACUACGGAGUGCAGAUUACGGUCUGUGCCAGAAAUGAAUUACGACGCAGAGCAUGACCUGAAGGGAGAGUUGCAAUUGCGUGGGUAUCAGGUGUUUGAGCGGUACUAUAAGGACAAGGAGCAGACCAAAAAAGCGUUCGACAGAGAGGGUUGGUUUUGUACAGGCGAUAUCGCGUCGAUCGAUACCAAGGGACGGAUUUCCAUCAUAGACCGCGUGAAGAAUUUUUUCAAAUUAGCACAGGGAGAGUACAUCGCCCCAGAGAAAAUCGAGAACUUGUAUCUGUCGUCAUGUCCUUACUUGACGCAAAUAUUCGUGCAUGGAGACUCAUUGAAGACGUUUUUGGUCGCCGUGAUAGGGCUUGACUUGGAUAUUCUCGGACCCGUGCUACAUCGCCGAAUCCCCGCAUUACACGGCACACAUGGCGUUCAACUUGUUCACGUUCUGAACAGUAACAAAGAAUUUCGCAAAGAGCUCAUCAUUAUCAUUAAUCGUUUCGCGAAAAACCUCCAAGGUUUUGAAAAGAUUCAUAACAUAUACAUCGAGAUCGAACCGCUUAAGGUGGCGGACGAUACGAUAACACCUACUCUCAAGGUGAAAAGAGUAAAUGCUUUCAAGCGGUUUCGCAAGAGUAUCGAUCGCAUGUAUGAAGAAGGGUCCCUGAUCAAAUCGGAAAAGCUGUAG